AUGAAGCUCAUAGUCGCCGGAUCCACGGGUUUUGUCGCCGGCGAGGUCAUUCGCCAAGCCCUAUCGAACCCCGCCAUCACAUCUGUCGUGGCCCUUGGCCGCCGCGAGGCCGUUGUUCCGGACACAGGCGACGCCUCGAAGCUCAAAUCUGUCAUUUGCAAUGACUUUGAGAACUACCCCGAUGACGUAAAGCAGGACCUGGAAGGAGCGGAUGCUUGCAUUUGGACCAUCGCCGUGACGCCCUCCAAAUCCAAGUUGGUGCCAUGGGAGACGACAGUCAAGGUAUCCCGCGACUACGCACUACGGGCCGUCGAGCAGAUGUCGUCUCUGUCGGGCAAGAAGCCGUUCCGCUUCGUCUACCUCAGCGGCGUCAACGCGCAGCGCGACCAGGCCAAGAAGCCAUGGCUUCUCGGCGACUACACUCUCUUGCGGGGCGAGGCCGAGUCCCGAGUCCUCGAGCUCGCGGAGCAGUCCGAGGGCGCCAUCGAGCCCUGCAUCGCCAAGGCCGGCAUCGUCAAUGCACCGGGCCAUGAGCGGCCCUUCCUCAUCAAGGCGCUCUACUACCUCAUCGGCCUGCCCAAGGUCGAGAACCGCCACAUGGCGGCCGCGCUGCUGGACCAGGUGGUCAACGGGUUCGAGAAGGACACGCUCAUGAACGACGACCUGGAUCGUAUUGGGAGAAGGGUGUUGGUGUGA
Lasiosphaeria miniovina is the source of this 696-nucleotide messenger RNA. RefSeq lists its product as uncharacterized. The transcript is spliced from 3 exons. NCBI's taxonomy places the organism in Eukaryota, Fungi, Ascomycota, Sordariomycetes, Sordariales, Lasiosphaeriaceae. Bases 1 to 696 code for a protein of 231 amino acids. The record is from RefSeq and is a predicted model, not a curated record.